AUGGCACAAAUUUCAUCCAACAUGGAUGACCUGAUGGGUUGGAACAACCUGGUGGCCAACACAGCUUACCUGAAGGCUCAGCACAUAGAUCGCAAUGAGCUGAGAAAGCAAUGGCUCAACCUGACACUGCCCAGACCAAUGAAGUCCACUGCUGUGCGGACAGCUGCAGGAGGUCAGUACGAGUCACUGUGUGAGCAGCAGCCGAUUGGAAGGAAGUUGUUCCAGCAGUUCCUCUUGUCCUCUAACCUUCAGUAUGUGGUUGCAGCUCAGUUCAUGGAGGAGCUGAGUGGCUGGAGUUUUGCUGAAAAUGAAGCCAGAGAGAAGGUCAAACAGAGCAUCCUCACCAAGUUAUGGCAACCUGAGUCCAGGGGCAUUGUGUCCUACCUUAAAGGAGACAGUGCUGAGAGAUGCAAGACUUUAUCAAACAAGUACAUUGAUGAGGCGAUAAUGGACAAGAUAAAAGAAGCCACAAGAGACUUUUUGAAAGGAAAGCCUUUCUCUGAGUACCUGAAAAGCGCUUUCUUUUACAGGUUCCUGCAGUGGAAGGAGUAUGAAAUGCAGAAGAUCAGUGACAAAUACUUUUAUGAGUUUAGGACUUUGGGGAAAGGUGGUUUUGGUGAGGUGUGUGCGGUACAGGUGAAACACACAGGCCAAAUGUAUGCCUGCAAGAAGCUGGAAAAGAAGCAUCUGAAGAAGAAAGGUGGUGAGAGGAUGGCCCUUUUGGAGAAGAGGAUUCUGGAGAAGGUCAACAGUCUCUUCAUCGUAAACCUGGUUUAUGCUUACUCCAACAAGACCCACUUGUGUCUGGUCAUGGACCUCAUGAAUGGAGGAGACCUAAAGUUUCAUAUCUAUGAGCUUGGGGAGCGUGGUAUCCGUAUGGACCGUGUUGUUCAUUAUGUGGCCCAGAUAACCACUGGGAUCCUCCACCUGCACUCCAUGAACAUUGUGUAUCGGGAUAUGAAGCCUGAGAACGUGCUGCUGGACAAUAAAGGACAGUGUCGGCUGUCAGACUUAGGAUUGGCUGUGGAGCUAACCAAGGGCAAAAUGAUCUGCCAGAAGGCAGGUACGACCGGCUACAUGGCUCCCGAGGUUCUGAAGCAGGAGUAUUACCGCACCUCUGUGGACUGGUGGGCUCUGGGCUGCAGCAUCUAUGAGAUGGUGGCUGCCCGUUUGCCUUUUAAAGACUUCAGAGAGAAGGUGCAGAAGGAGGAGGUGACUCGCCGUACUCUGGAGGAUGAUUGCAAGUUUCAACACAAGCGCUUUGACGCUCCUACCAAAGAUAUUAUCAGCCAGUUACUCAGAAGGAGGGUGGAGCAACGCCUUGGGUGUUGUGGCGACGACCCACGAAACCAUGUGUUUUUCAAGAGUAUCAAUUUCCAUCGACUGGAGGCAGGGCUGGUGGAACCACCCUGGGUGCCAAAGUCCAACAUGGUCUACACCAAAGACAUGGACAAGUUCAGGAACAUCUCUCAGGUCCAGGACAUUGAGCUUGAAGACAAGGAUGAGCAGUUUUACACCGAGUUUAGCACGGGCGCUGUCUCCAUCCACUGGCAGAAGGAGAUGAUUGACAGUGGAGUGUUUGACCAGCUGAACAAAUCCACACAGAAUGGACAUGACUGUGCGACUGGCUGGAAAUCCAAGAUGUGCAUAAUAUUGUAGGUUUCACACUUUAUCCAAUCACAUGUCAGCAGCUCAAUGCAUUUAGGCAUGUUGACAUGGUCAAGAUGACCUGCUUAAGUUCAAAUUGAGCAUCAGAAUGCAGGACAAAUGUGAUUUAAGUAACUUUAUACUUAAAGUUUUUGGUGCCUGGCAGGUUGGUCUGAGUGUUAUCUACUGGGAUAUUCACACACAACCAUCUCUAUGGUUCACGGAGAGUGGUUCAAAAAGAGAAAAUAUCCAGUUCACUGGAUAAAAUGACCGUGUUGGUGCCACAGGUCAGAAGAGAAUGGCCAGACUGAUUUCAUAAUGUCAGAAAGGCAACAGUAACUCAAAUGAGCUCUCAUUACAACCGGCCCUUCUGUGAAUGCCAAUAGGACGUUCACAGAUAGACCUCAGGUGCUGCUCAAGCACUUCCUCGUUUGACCACUGAGCAGAUAAGUGCCCUUAGAGACAUCCAUCCAUCCAUUUUCUACCACUUUAUCCUCCACAUGAGGGUUGC
Molecule: messenger RNA, 2158 nt
Organism: Solea senegalensis (Senegalese sole)
Lineage: Eukaryota; Metazoa; Chordata; Actinopteri; Pleuronectiformes; Soleidae
Gene: grk7b
Product: G protein-coupled receptor kinase 7b
Exons: 4
Coding region: 1-1659 (552 amino acids)
Biological process (GO): signal transduction; regulation of signal transduction; protein phosphorylation
Cellular component (GO): cytoplasm
Molecular function (GO): rhodopsin kinase activity; ATP binding
Source: RefSeq, a predicted model, not a curated record